Molecule: messenger RNA, 5432 nt
Organism: Lineus longissimus
Lineage: Eukaryota; Metazoa; Nemertea; Pilidiophora; Heteronemertea; Lineidae
Exons: 26
Coding region: 863-4717 (1284 amino acids)
Source: RefSeq, a predicted model, not a curated record
GAUUGUCACAUCUUGGAUAAGAAGUCUCAUAUUGCCAAUGUUUAGUCGGAGAAUUCUAAGGAUUAAGUGAUUAACCAGAAGGAACUCAUCUCGAACAAGGCUUGGACUCUCUAGGGGUGGUCUCAAUCGCCGGAUUGUCUUCAAAAGAUUGUCUAAUUUGACAGAUCGCGUAAUCGUCCCUCCCUGGAGAGGCAAUUACUUUCAGACGGACUAGAGGAUUAAACACGGGUGGAAUUGACCUUUUGGAUGAUAAGAUGGUUUUUCCUUCAUUCGUAAAGACAAAUUAAUGAUCACCAUGGAAGUAUGGAUUUCUUUGACAAAGUGCUGAUAAUUGUUGGAAGGAAAAUGACCUAUGAUUGUAAAACGAGGUACAGCAUUUGUGUCUAACUUGAGAUAUAUCUGUGAUAGCCAUGUUCGAUUAAGGGAAUAUCGUUGUUGAGACUAGAAAAACACGGAAUAUUGAGCGAAAAGUUCACGGAAUUGUGCGGAAUAUCUCGAAUUAUUCUCGGAAUAUCAUUUUACACAACGAAUGGCUUGCUGCCCACUGAACAGGGGAAAUUAGGAAAAUAACAGAAUAAAUGAUAACACUCGAUACGGGAAAUUUCGGGAAUACCUCAAAGGAAAGACGGUUGAUACUGAGACGAAAAAUUACUGAUAUCUUGAAAAAUAGACGGAUUAUCGACGGAAAAUUACGAUUAGAACAGGGAAGUUUACUGAAAAAUCUUAUUUACGGAGCAGGGAAUAUAAAUAGAUCAAAUCAACUUCAAAUUAUCGACGAGAUUGAUUACACCAGUUUCUAAAACAAUCAGGUCUAAAAGGUGUUUUAUCAUUUGAUUCAUCUGCCUCUCUCUUGGCUGUGACAAUGUCUUUACCGGUUAUUCAACAGGGGAUGUCUAUGGCGGGGGUGAGAACACUAAUGCGGCCCCCGGGAUCACCACUGCCUGUGGCCAGGGACAUGACCACCCGUCUGCCCAAGAUUCUCCUGAAGGACACACUUGGAAGAGAGUUGGACACAGAUACGUCGUACCAAAGGUCGAUCAACGCAGCCCGUCAGCUUCUUGCUGAGAACCCCUCCGAGCAGCCGCAAAUCGUCCAGGAGUGGCGACUCCCAAAAGCUCCCGUCCCCGCCCGCCCCGAUUACACUCGGCAUGCCUCGGACCAUGGUCACAAGACAAGGAGGACUGAGGCCACGGAAGGGGGAGAGGGCGGAGAAGAUGGAAAAGCAGAGACGACCAAGUCCUUCAUCAGUGAUAUGCAUAUUGGGUCCCAGAAAUUCAACACCGAAGCGGGUUUCCCGAGUUAUUUGGGGACAAUAUUGGAUAUCUAUACAAGUCAGUUUGCUCCAUCACUGAAAAGCACCGAAUAUGCUCAACUCCUCCACAUCCAGACCCAGUCCCUCCUCAGCUUCCCCGAGUGGGAGUUCUCCAUCUUCGACCCGAACAGAGUCUACCUGCCGUUCUGUGGGUCAGCACAGCUCCAUUCACGCCACGAGAUGCAAAUGAUCUACAAAGAUGACCACCAUCACCGAUUUCCCGGAUCUGGAGGGGGACGGAAGUCCGGUCUGUGCUAUGGCUGUGAGAAAGGUGCAGGACCGCACUACCAUGAGGACAAACGCGCUCGGACUGGUGGAGGAUUUACUUAUUUUCGCCGAGACCGGAGAACAGGGACUGAACAGAAGGUCCCAAAGUACUGGAGACCGACGGAGAAUGAACCGAAACCUAAUGCUCAUAUAUUUUACUCAGAUGGUGAAAGAACACAGUCGCCUUUGACCAUAUCACGGGCGCCAGGCGACAAUGUCUCGGAGAUGACGGCCGACCACUACAAACCUCAUUGGAUGUCCCGGUCAGAACGGGAAGAAACCAGCGGCUAUGAAACUUUACGAGAAGACGAAGAUUCAGCUAGCUACCUUGCUAGUGGGCCUAAAACCUCUGCUAAGUCAUACAAAUCACCGACUAUAUGUGGCACUGAAGUGUCACCUUCUUCGUCAACAUUCCAACAAAAACAUGAGAAAAUGGCAGAACCAGAAGUUGAGGAGAGAGGGUAUUCCUCCCUCGCGAGUGUAAACGCCAUGGAAAAAGCCAAAGAGCGCCUCAAGGAGAGAGCACGAGCCGACAAAAAAAACUCAGAUGCAGCAAUAAUUAAAGAUCAGGUAAAAACUGGUGAUGGGGCAUCACCACAACGUCGAAAAAAGAAGCAUGGUCAGAAAGACGCUUGGGGGAGAUACCGUGCUGGGCGUGAUGAUUCUUCGUCAUCGGGCGUUUCCGAAUCGGAGUCUGAAUGGGAGACAGACAUUGAAGAUGAGAAGAAGAAAACAAAGUUUGAGAAUCCGUACGGUUUGAAACGAAGACGGAGGAAGAAUCUGUACAAGCCACCAAAAUUCUUCAAAGUCAAGCGCACUUCUCGUAAAACAACUGUAGCAAUGGACCCCUUCAGCAAAGACCGCAGUUUCGAGAUGGUGAAGACAGAGACCUUUGCACCAGUCCGUAGUGAUCGGAAACCGACGGUUGCCAAGGACCCAUUUAGUAGCGAUCGCAAGUUCAACCUUCCGUCCCAGAAGGCUUUUGAACUAAAGAAGAAGGAAAGAGAGUCAACAAAAGCUGUUGGGUUCAAUUUUGAUCGGAGCAAGACAUUGUACAAGGAACCGAAGAAAUUUGAAUUGAAGGAAAAAACAAAAACAUCGACUGACUUCUGGGAAGCCCCGGAACGGAAGAAAGACAACUUGGCGUCGCUUGAUACCCCUAAACUAAAGGAGCCACCACCAAGGUCUAUGCUGAAGCCUUUUAAGCCUCCGCCGAGGCCGGAACCCCAACCAAAGACAAAACCUGAGAGGAAGGCACCGGAACCGAAGGUCACCCAAAAGCCAGAACUACAAAGGAAGAAAACUCCCCCUCCCCCACCCCCUAAACCUAAAAUUGAACAUGACAAGACACCAACGGUCAAACCGCCUCCCAAGAAGACAGUGGUGAAGAAAGAAAGAAAACCACAGCCUGUUAAGGUCAAGUCGAAGUCACCAAGUCUGGAGCCGGAAUCUGAGUCCGAAUCUGAACUGCUUUAUAGCGAACAAAGCGAUAGCCCACCCUCUACUACGCCCGAGCCGGUCAAAGUCAAGAAAGCGACAUUACCAACACUUCCACCAGUGAAUGUACCGGAGCCUAACCUGAUCGAAAAGGCACCGAGAGAGCGCCGCGAGACGGUCAAACAUGUCAUCGAGGCCGCGCCAGAGGAGGAGGAGACCAAGAAACGACCACCGCCACCUAUAGUCAAGCGACGGAAAGCACCUCCUGUAAUGAAGAGAAGAAAGGUCCCCGCGGCAAAACCUGCCAGCCCAAAGGGAAUUGAGCUGCUGGACCCAACAACGUUAGAUUAUUUGGCCAAAUAUUGCAUCAUCCAUCCCGACCGCCUCCCCCUUUAUGAACGCAUCUUCAGAGAGGUGGUAGCCAAUCAGAAGUUUAAAUACUCCGACAUCCCAGCAACGAAGCCAGGGCACGAUGACGACGACGAAGACAAUGAUGAUGACGACGACGACGCUGACAGCACCGAAGAAAACACCCGAAAAAAUGGCGGACAGAACGGGCUGCUGCCGCAUGAGUAUAACAUGAUACGAGACUUGACGUUAAUCAGUAGAUCGGCGACGUAUAUUGAACCGGGUGGAAGCAUCACGGAUGGUCACAUGCAGAAACUGAUCUAUACCUUGGAGUGCAUGAAUGAGAAGUACCAAGACAUGCAGAAACGGAUGGAAAGACUUGAGUUAACACGCACCAUGACGCUAGCUGGCCUUAUAAGGGAGAAAUACCCUGACUUAGCCAAGCCGGACUAUGAGCCAAAGGGGAAAAAGAAGAAAGGAAAGAAGGAAAAAAAGAAAUCAGCGAAGGUGUUUGUGACAGAGACGGAUAGAAGUCGAGAAACAACGUCCAUGUCUUCAGGGAGUAAUGUAUUCAAAGGUCACCAGCUCACUGACCAGGAUAUCAUAAACAGACUAGAUCAUAACAAGACAGAACAGUUGUCCUCUAUACCAUCCAUCAGCAAACUCGAUUUAGAAAUCGAACGUUGCCAGGAGAAACUAGGAAGCAUCGAUGAACGGAUGGAUGAACUGGAAUCUGAACGGCGUCUACUUGCUCUGUAUACCCGGGAGCAGUACAUACAGGAGCAAGCCAAGUCCAUGGACCCCGAUUUCAGGCGCAAACAGAGCGCCCUCUUUCAGAAGCUCAAUCCCAACAUGGACCUCGAGAUGAACCUUGAGGAAGUCGAGUCAGCUCUGAAACAAAUAAAUAAUAACUUACUGACGGAGAAAGAGUGUCAGUUUAUAUACCAUAUCCUGGAUCUUCCCGGCCAACCGCGGAUUAACAUGAAGCUGUUUUCGGUUAUAGCGUCACUGUCUGAGAGAAUUAUGGAUUCGGACCCAAUUAUUAGGAAAUUAAUCAACAAAUUCAACUUUGAUGCUUUGGACGUCAAAAUGGCGAAAUGCAAGGAACUAUUCUACCUGUUGUCCGAUCAGGACAUUGAUGCUCCGGAUGGGAAAAUCACUGCACGGAGUCUGGCAGUGGAGCUAGCAGCUGGGGGCGUCUCACCAGAACACACAAAAUAUGUCCUGAGCAAGUUUAACCGAGAGAGGAAGGGAGUUGUUGACUUUUUGGAUUAUCUCACGUAUGUCCCCCUCUUCAUUGAGAUUCACGAUAGGAUUAUCAGUGACCCGCUGAGCGAAUCACGACUAUUCUAGCUGCAGCACCAAAAGAUAGGUGGCGCAGUGGUGAGGUAACUUCGGAAUGAAUUGGGGCUGGUCCAGCUGUGGCUGAGAUGGAAGAGAAGCGUUAUUGAAUCUUCCACCCAGGAAAAAAAUGGCGUUAGCGAGUUGUCCCAAUUUGCGGACCGAAAUGAGGCUGGUGAAAAUGAUCUGCAGGGUGGCCCUGAAUUAUUUUCCCUUGCACAAUAGAAUUCGUUUGUGUAUUCAUUGUGUGAGGGAACAUAAUUCUGGGCCACCCUGUAUGGUGAGAGGAACAUGUACUAAGUCAGACUGUUUUACUCUGCAAAAAUUAUGCAAAUCCUUCAUGUCCUUUAUUUAUAGUCUGGAGAACCUCUCUAUUGAGGACACCCUCAGGACUGACAAGUAUUGUCCUUAAUAGAGAGUUAUCCUGAUUAGAGAAUUGAAUGGAAUCCAACUAAAUGGUGAACAAACUAGUGCCCUUAUUGUUAGUGAGGGUGUCCUUAUUAGAGAGGUAUCCGCUUAGGGAGAUUCCACUGUUGAAUUUUGUGAGGAAGACAUCACACGGCACCCCAGUCUGGACCUCAAUUUUACAAUCCCCCUCCAAUGUGUACAUACUAAAUCGGCGGCCACUAACUAUAGGAACUGUGAUAAAUAAAGACUAAAAUCAUUACUUUUGUAUGCAAUUGUAUGAAAAUAUUUAUUUUGCACAUGAUAUAAGUGUUUGUGUUCG